AGUACCACCCAAAACCCAACCCCCCAAUCCAAUCCAGUCCAAUUCUUCCAGAAUCUUUUGGAAUUCGGAUUCGGAAGUCGGAACUUCGGAACAAUUUUUAAUCAUGUCGGUUCCUGACGGCAAUUUUAACUCAGAUUCCAGCAAAAUUAUAAAGAGUGACGACAAACCUGAUCUCAUUGAAGAAGAUACGAACGACAAGAGUCAAAGUAAAAUGGAAAAGGCUCCGGUGAAUACAACUAGUGAAGACUCAGAAUAUGAAACUUUAGAAGAAGACAAUGGGGGAAGCUCCAGGAGCUCCCUUUCAAGAAGGAGUUCAUUGAGUGAUGAUCUUAGUGAUGGCAUCGGCCUAGAAGACGAACGGGAGGACGGAGAUGGGCAAGAGGAAAACUCUGUUGGGAAAGACAAAAAACUAGACGAUGAUGAAGACAAACGAAACCCUCAGUACAUUCCGAAAAAAGGGACUUUUUACGAGCACGAUGACAGAACUAUGGUUGAUGGGAGUGAAGUGGAAGGCAAGGAAGUUGAGAGUAACACAAAAGAUGCAGCAGCGGCUGAAAAUGCGGCUGAAGCUGCAGGGCCUAAAAAGGCGGGCGGAAAGGUGUGGACGGAGAAAGCUGAAAAAUGGAGUCACGACUUGUACAACGAGGACGAACAAAAACCAAAGUCCACACAGGAGCUCAUCGACACAUACGGAUACGACAUCAGAAACGAGGAAGCACCGCCUAAGGCUCGGCGUCGUCGGAGAUACGGACGAGGACCCAACAAAUACACGCGAAACUGGGAGGACGAGGAGGCGUACACACGGGCAGCUCCUCAACGCAGGGUAUUCCACAAUAACAAGGAAGAGUUUCCCGACCUCGGCAGUCGUGGGCGUAAUAGGGACAAGCCGCAACACACUCCCUCCGAUCCUCCUGAAAUGGAUCAACCAAGAAACGAUUCUCCCAGGGUGAAGUCCAAGUCUAAAUCCCCUGCUCCUCGGCAGUCCCCAGGCCAAGGUGGGGACAGAGACAGACCAAGAGACAGAUCCAAGGGGGAGAGAAUGAGGAGGGACAGAGGGAUGGAGAGAGGGAGGGUAGUCAAAGACUCACCGCCCUCUAAUAACAUCCCACCUCAGCCAGUAGUCGCUGAGAAGGUCCCCGGUGUUAUUGGCACUCCUGGGGAGAGAGUGGUCGGGAGAGGAAGGGGAUUCAGAGGCACUGGCAAGCAAAGACCAACCAUGGAGUUUACAGCGUCUCGAGGUCGUGGACCUCUUCCUCCCGCAUUUAACAAAGAACCACUCAACAAUCAAAUCGAUGACAGUUUGAAGCAUGCUGCUGAAAUGUUGGUACAGGACUUCAGCCAAAUAUACGUCAAUAACAACCAUAACAGCAAUAGUACAAACAUAGUCGAGGAAACCAUCAUACCACGCAGUGAGAGGAGGGACGGUGGUAAUCGUUCUAAACGCUACUCCACCCAACGACAGCGUAGUCUGCCUGAGACUACACCGCCUCCUACUUACAGUCCGCCUCACAACAUCCCAUACUACACGCAGCCUCCCCCCGCUAGUUACGUGCCGACUCCAGUGUACAAUGACGUGACGGGACAACAAGUCCCAAUGAUGGCGUUUCUCCCUCCGGGACCUCCCCCCGCCACACCUGCAGCUCCGCCAUACCCACCCCCGCCAAUGCUGAACUACUUGCCUCCGCCAGCCUUCCCUCCCAUUGCGAUGCAACCUCCGCAACUGCCUGGCCAGUUUGAAGAUCCAUGUGGCGCUGAAAUGUAUCAAGGUGGCAUCACAUACUACAGCCCACAGAGUCAGUCCGUGGUGCCUCGCUCCAACCCGCCCCGCAGGGUCAAGUUAGCAAUCCCCAUAGUCCCCCCGCCUGACAACAAACAGCCACAAGCGGGGGCCAAGCAGCAAGUAGGGGCUGACAACAAGCAGGAAAUGCAAUCUGUCGCUACAUAGUGAUGUCGCAGGGAGGACCAUAUCAGUCUACAUGUUGUUAACUCUACCAAGGCCUCGCACACAGCUGCACGUAUCUCCUCUACAGUGGAGCAACUCUUGAUUAAUAUUUAACCUUGGCCUAAAGUAGGCCUAGCUCAUCCUAUACUUAGUGGCAAAGAUAGACAGUCAUACUCUCUUCUUCAGAGAUGCCCUAAACCUCUUUCAGAACUUGGUAAAUUGCUUUUACGAAUAAAUAGGAUAAAUUGAAAUAAAGAGGAUGAGUUUAAAUAAAGAGUAGUAGUUGAAAUAAAGAGGAUAAGUUGAAAUAAAGAAAAUAAAAUGAAUUAAAAAGGAUAAAAUGAAUUUUAUUUCAAAGUUUGACAAGGGACCCUGCUUGAACCUCUUUAUACGAAUACUUUUAUGUUGUCAUAUUUGUACUACGAAUGUACAUUAAUUAUUAGUUGUUUUAGGUUUUUAUAUGAAGUGUAAUUUAUAUUUAUUAACAAUGAGGUAACAUUUUUGUAUAGAAUGGAAUCUGUAUAUUAUUGUAUACUGUAAUAAAA
Molecule: messenger RNA, 2487 nt
Organism: Macrosteles quadrilineatus (aster leafhopper)
Lineage: Eukaryota; Metazoa; Arthropoda; Insecta; Hemiptera; Cicadellidae
Product: protein CASC3-like
Exons: 13
Coding region: 104-1945 (613 amino acids)
Biological process (GO): mRNA processing
Cellular component (GO): exon-exon junction complex
Molecular function (GO): mRNA binding
Source: RefSeq, a predicted model, not a curated record